UCUGCCCUGCUCGCCUUCUUGACAGUUCGACAACUGUCAACGGAUAAACAAGAAAAGUCAAAGUGAAAAUCAAGGAAUUCCACCCCGGAGCGGAUUCCAACAUAUUUUAGUCGCGUUUUUACCAGUGCCUAGACAAAUAUGUGGAACUCACUUAGUGAUAUUAAGUUAUAUGAAGAUUUACUCGCGAAACGACUGGCUGACGGCCACCUUUUGACUGAGAAGGAUGUGAAUUUCCAGAAAAUUUGCAGAACUUGCUUGCGUGACGCUCCAGACACAAACAAUUUGCUUAAGGAUUUUGAAAUUGGCGCAAUGAACUUCAAUUUCGAUGGGAAAAUAUUGAAACUGAUUGAUAUGCUGGCCGAAUCGACGAAUUUGGAAGUUAGUGAAUUAGACAAUCUCCCGCAUCAAAUUUGCAACAACUGCAUUCAAAAUAUCAGCGGAGCAUAUUUCUUCCGUUUGCAAUGCCAUAAAGCCGAGAAUCUACUGCAUCGUCUACACUUUCAUUCGAAUCAAUAUGCCGCACCAGAAUCAGAAAAAGAGCAGAGAAAUGACAUUAUAGAAAUGAAGUCCGUUGAAGACCAACAGCAAGAUGAUAUAUCAAUUGCACCAGAUUUCAUUGAAAUUUGUCCGGAAAAUGAGGGUGACUACAACGAAAAAGAAAUGAGUGUUGAAUUCGAUGGGGUCCAGUAUGAAAUAAAUCAAGAAAUAUUUCAUAUGAAGGACGAAGAACUCUCUGAGUCGGACGACCGGAUCGCAGCGUAUUCAGGCGAGGAAAAAGAGGAGGAGGAAAUAGUUUCUGGUGAUACCAAAUUGCAACAAAUUAAAAUAGAAAUAAUCAAAGGCGAAGAAAAUAUUGUACCAAUUUCCAAAGAAGAAACGAAAAAACGUAAAAGAUUUGAGCGAAAGAAAAAAGACAAUGAUACAAGCGAAACAGAUCAGUCCCUCGACAAGAGAUACCGUUGUGAAAUUUGUGAUGCAAAAUUUACAAAAGUACAAAGUCUGAAGCGACAUGUAAAGAUUCAUCAAGCAGAUCAAAAGAAGAAAGUAUGCCCAUUUUGUGGUAAAGGAUUCAUUCGGGCUGACGACUUGACUAGGCACAUCCGAAUUCAUACAGGCGAACGACCAUACGCUUGCGACCUUUGCCCGAAAAGGUACAAACAAACAUCUGAACUAAAAGAACAUAUGUUGACCCAUAAUAAACAGAAAACGUUCAUUUGUUCGAUUUGUGGAAAAGCCUUACAAACUCGCAACGGUCACUACGUCCACAUGCGUACGCACUUGGGUCUUAAAAACCACAUCUGCGAAUUAUGUGGAAAUCGUUACGUGACAUCAGGCGAACUAAAUUCCCAUAUCCGCCAUAUCCACGAAAAGAAAAAACCAUUCCAUUGCAGUGUGGAAAGUUGCAACCGAUCGUUCGGUACAAAAAGUUCCCUAGAAAUUCAUGAGCGCACGCAUACCGGAGAACGUCCUUACCAAUGCACAUACUGUGACAAACGGCUGGCUACGCAAUCGUCUCUGUCCGAUCACAUACGCAUUCAUACAGGGACGAGUCGUCACAAGUGCGAAAUAUGUAACAGAGUUCUGAUAACUCAACAAGCAUUAAAAAAGCAUUUACUAAUCCACGAAGCACCAAGUGAAAAGGAAGGCGAUUAUGAAUGCCAGAAUUGCAACAAACGCUUUAGUUACUUAAAGGAAUUCGAAGAUCAUAUGAGCCAGCAAUGCACGGAGUAUGAGCAAUUAACUGGAGAGCUAGAUGAUAACAUUGAGAUUGUAGACAAUAUCGAAGAGGAUGGUAGAGUUGACGGAAUGUAUAUUAUGGAGAUUGAGACGGUGUAGUUUAGUAAAAAAAAAUUAAAUAUAUAUUUGAAAAAAUA
This is a messenger RNA of Hermetia illucens (black soldier fly), 1874 nucleotides long. Its product is annotated as zinc finger protein 2 homolog. The transcript has 2 exons. The coding region runs from base 139 to 1836 and encodes 565 amino acids. Lineage: Eukaryota; Metazoa; Arthropoda; Insecta; Diptera; Stratiomyidae. Gene Ontology annotation, molecular function: zinc ion binding. The record is from RefSeq and is a predicted model, not a curated record. Gene Ontology annotation, cellular component: nucleus.